This is a messenger RNA of Aspergillus wentii DTO 134E9, 1547 nucleotides long. Its product is annotated as MOSC domain-containing protein. Gene Ontology annotation, molecular function: pyridoxal phosphate binding; catalytic activity; molybdenum ion binding. The transcript has a single exon. The record is from RefSeq and is a predicted model, not a curated record. The coding region runs from base 18 to 1349 and encodes 443 amino acids. Lineage: Eukaryota; Fungi; Ascomycota; Eurotiomycetes; Eurotiales; Aspergillaceae.
CUUGAAGCUCCUACAGAAUGCUUCUUCAACUUUUACACAGUCUUCCAGAUACACUGGACACUUCUACUCUCAUCUAUACCACCGUGUUUCUUCUCAUCCCUCCAGUGCUCAUCGUAAUCCUCAUUCAAAAUGGAGAUAUUUCAACUACACACCAAAAGCUGAAGCAUCUGCGAAGAAUUGGCCUCUCUACCAGCAACAUGACCGAUCAAUAUGACCCCAAAUACAACAUUUCAGAAGACAGUCCCAACACAAGCAAACCACGGAUCAAAGCAUUAUACAUCCACCCCGUCAAAUCAUGCGGGUACAUCGAAGUCAAUCAAGCCUUGCUCACCAAGACCGGGUUCAUGUAUGAUAGAUAUUUUUCAUUCGCGACGGAAGAGAACUCCGACUCGGGUCCGAAAUGGCGAUUCAUCAGCCAGCGCACGAAGCCGCUCAUGACGCAGAUUAAAACCGAGUUGUGGCUUCCGCAUGAGAGGAGUGAUGCCCUGGAUCCACUCGUUCAGGCUGGUGGGUGUAUACUUCUGACAUUCCCAGAUGUGGAUAUCCAUCAUUCAUGGAUGAGGCGGUUGGAGAUGCUCUACCAUACGGGGGACUUUUUCGCUACGCCUCAUAUAUCCUUCAUCGUCCCUCUUCAGCCAACACCAACUCAGAUCGACGAAUUCGGGUUAACACUGAAACAAUUCACCAUUCACAAGCGCACAACAACCGGUCUGGACAUGGGCAUCAUUCCCUCCGUGGCAGCAGCACUGCCGAAAUUAAAGACCUUUCUCAAAAUCCCACAUACCCAACGCCUUACUCUCUUCAAGACAACCCCAGACACACCCACCCGUACAGAAGGGAGUCUCGCACCCCUAGAAUACAUCGGCUCUCCAUCCGUCCAUGGCUAUACAGACCAGCAACCGAUUAAUAUCAACAGCUUGUCUUCAGUACAAGCUGUAUCAGCCCUCCUCCCGGACGAAAAUAAACCCCUCAACGCGCUGCGUUUUCGCGCAAAUAUAUGGAUUACAGGCGCGCCCGCAUACGCAGAAGAAAGCUGGACACGAUGCCGCAUUUUACCAAAACCCAGCAUUAGUACCGAUAAACAACGAGCUACAUUAGCCGUAGUCUGCCGCACAUCACGAUGUACAAUGCCCAAUGUGAACCCAGAUACUGGAAAAGUCGAUACAGAUAUCCCAUCUUCAGGAAAGAAAAGGGGAAAACCACAGCCGAGUACAACUUUGGUGAAGCACAGGAUGGUGGAGAGUGGGAAUCAAGCUGCGCUGGGGUAUAUAGGUGUACAUUGUGUUCCUGAGGAUAGUGGGUUGGGGGUGUAUGUCCACGUUGGGGAUGAGAUUGAGGUUCUUGGAUGAAAUAUAACUGUAUGGCAUUGAGGAAUUGAUAACCAGUGUAUAGAUAUCAUCAUCUUGCUUGAGAGUGGCUGAUUGGAUGAACGGCGUCGCUGCUUCCACCGACAGGAAGAUUGUCCCCACUCCGUGGACCCCGCCCCCGCGGUGGAGUGGGGAGACCAUAAACCCCGUUUGAUAAAAUAAUCAUAUUUUCUCUACUUU